AUGUCUCUGUUUCUCUCUGAUAAAUAUUCUAAAUUGGUAUCUUUCUUCGAGAAGGCCACUUCUCCUCUUAACGAAGCCAAAGAAUCGGUUACAUCCAUUGCAGAAUCCGUCGGUGCCUCUCUAACUGAUUCUGCAAGAAAUGCAGUGGAAAAUGCUCUGUCAAGAGGUAUAGAAGGAGCUAAAUUUUUGCUUCAUGUUUUUGAAGAGAAGAGGACUGAAGUUUCGUCCAAGCACGUUGGAGCUGUUACUAAUGCUUCUGAUGGAGCAUCGAGCAGCAGCACCGUGGCAAGCCGAGACCUCCUUGUAUCCACAGACCAAUCAGGUCACAGUAUUUAA
Molecule: messenger RNA, 336 nt
Organism: Brassica oleracea var. oleracea
Lineage: Eukaryota; Viridiplantae; Streptophyta; Magnoliopsida; Brassicales; Brassicaceae
Exons: 2
Coding region: 1-336 (111 amino acids)
Source: RefSeq, a predicted model, not a curated record